Molecule: messenger RNA, 1622 nt
Organism: Electrophorus electricus (electric eel)
Lineage: Eukaryota; Metazoa; Chordata; Actinopteri; Gymnotiformes; Gymnotidae
Gene: dhrs1
Product: dehydrogenase/reductase (SDR family) member 1
Source: RefSeq, a predicted model, not a curated record
UUUUAAAUGAAUAAGCGUCUUAAAUAUCUUUUAAAGACCUUGUUGAAUCCGGUCAAUCCAAAAACGCUAUCAAUUCUUAAUGACUUCAUUAUCAGAUACAAAGACGAAACCCAACGAAUCGGUGGUGGUGGAAAAGCAGCUAGGUGGUUCAACCCAGCCAUCGGAAACCUCGGCACACUACUGCGAUAUCAGCAAGCAGAUGGCAUUGUCUGGGUGGGUGUGUGUGGUGACUGGUGCAUCUCGGGGCAUCGGAAGAGGCAUUGCACUACAACUGUCUGAAGCUGGGGCUACCAUCUAUAUCACCGGCAGACAGGUGAAGACCCUCCAACAGACUGCUGCAGAGGUGAACGAGAGGGGUGGCCACUGUCUGCCAGUGGUCUGUGACUCCUCUAGAGAGGGUGACAUAAAGGAGCUAUUUGAACGGGUUCAACGUGAGCAGAACGGAAGGCUGGACAUGCUGGUGAACAACGCGUAUUCCGGAGUGCAGGAGAUUUUUGAUAACAUGGGAAAGAAGUUCUGGGAAAUGGAUCCUGCUAUUUGGGAUUCAAUCAACAACACUGGUCUUAGGGGGCACUACUACUGCUCUGUGUAUGCUGCCAGGAUGAUGGUGGCUCAGGGGAAGGGCCUGAUAGUCAUCAUCUCAUCCAUGGGAGGCUUAAAGUACCUCUUCAAUGUGCCAUAUGGCGUGGGCAAGGCUGCAUGUGACAGACUAGCCGCAGAUAUUGCAGUGGAGCUCAGGAGCAGGGGUGUGGCGUCGGUCAGCCUCUGGCCAGGUGCAGUCCGCACUGAGCUCGUCCACCACAACAUACUUCAGAAUGAAAAUCUUCAAGGUACAAACCAAAAAUGGAAGGAAGCAUUCAUUAAUGGUGAGACAACUGAGAUGAGUGGAAAAUGCAUUGUUGAACUGGCCAAAGACAAGAGUCUCAUGUCACUAACUGGGAAGGUGUUGUUUACAUGUGAUCUUGCCAGGCGCUACGGACUACAAGAUGUCGAUGGUCGCAGCAUAACGGACUACACCUCUCUGAAGUUUCUCCUCAUGCAAGUGCCGUACCUGUCCUGGCUCUCUGUAGUCACCCCCUCCGUUCUCAGAGUGCCACGUUUUGUCCUCUCCCUGGCCACUGGCAAAUUCUGACGGGUGCAACACUUUUGUUUUUAAUGGCUAUUAAUACGUCUAAGGGAAAGGCCUUAGUCUGUAAGCACAUGCCAUUUGGAUCACUUUAGUGCAAAUUAACAGCAUCCUCUAGUGGCCACUUAUGGAAAUAGAGAUUAAUUAAUCUUCUGUGCCUUUCCUCUAUUCAUCUAGCCCCAGGUUUGUAGUUGUAGUAUAUAGAGUUCCUUACUUACAUGUUUCUAAUCAAUGCGCAAUUUUAUGAUCGUUUUCCCCUAAACCAGUACAGAAAGAUUGAAAGGGUAAUGUUUUCCUGCAACACUGCUUAUCCUCAAUACUGUAGGGAUUUGUUUUUCAAGUCUUGUAUGGGUGUUCUUUGUUUUAGUACUGUGUUAAUUAUUUUUGCUUUGGCAUCUGGGAAUCUUGCAAUAAUGACUGUUGCCACUGCUACCAGCACCCGUGAACUACUAAAAGAGCCGUUUCUCCCAAAUAAAACAAUGCCAUUGAUAUUUGA